This is a messenger RNA of Eupeodes corollae, 784 nucleotides long. RefSeq names its product acanthoscurrin-2-like. NCBI's taxonomy places the organism in Eukaryota, Metazoa, Arthropoda, Insecta, Diptera, Syrphidae. The transcript is spliced from 2 exons. The record is from RefSeq and is a predicted model, not a curated record. The coding region runs from base 136 to 699 and encodes 187 amino acids.
CUGUCUUUGUUUUGAGAUGGUUUUUCUGAGUAGGUGAGUACUUUGAGCGGAAGACUAUAUAAAGCCAAAGCAAUCGAGUUUAAUCGUCAAAGUAAAAAUUUUCUCAAAAAAAAACAAACAAAUUUUUAAGUAAAAAUGCAGUUGAUGAAGAUACUUUUAGUAUGUUUGGUACUUGUGAUUGGAAAUGUGAAAGCUAGGCCGCAAGGAAAUUCAGAAUCAAGUGGUUCUGCGAGUGGCUCUGAAAAUCAACCAAGAAUUUUUCCUGGUCUAUUAGGAGGUGGAAGUGGUGGUGGACUAGCAAGCGCAUUUCUAGGGAAUGGAGGAGGUGCUGGAGGUGGUGGACCCCUUGGACUGUUUGCUAAUUUUCUGGGACUAGGCGGAAGGCCAGGUGGCAUUGGUGGUUCAGGAAAUGGCGUUCUUGGAAAUAAUCCUCUUAGUGGGCUGUUUGGUGGUGGUGGUGGCGGUGGACCAUUAAGCGGCCUAGGUAGUGGAGGUGGCCUUUUAAAUAAUGGAUUUGGGGGAGGAUUAUCUGGAGGCGGACCCCUAGGAGGAGGUUAUGGUGGUGGGCCUUUCGGAGGCUAUGGAGGUGGAGGCUAUGGAGGUUAUGGUGGCUAUCCUUUGGGAGGAUUCGGUUCAGGACUUGGAUACCCGUCAUAUGGUGGUGGAUAUGGAUUUGGACAACCAUCGUUCUUUGGAUAAAGGUUUAUUUAUUGUUAUUUUAUUUUUAUAGUUCAACUUGUAUGUAAGCAAAUAGAAUAUAUUUAUUUUAAAUAAUUUAAUAAAA